AUGUUUGAUAGUUUUAACAACAGCAGCAAAAGUAAACGAAGGUCUUUUUUUCGGUUUGGUUCUGAAAGUAAGAAUAAUGAUUCAGAAAAACCUGUUAGAAAACCAUCGGCACCUCCAAUAAUAAAGAAUUCAAUGGACGCUGUACCAACUCACAGAGCUAAGACUUCCCCCCCUGAGGUACCACCGCGAAGCCCAAACAGAGAUGCACACGUCAAAAGUCGUGUUAUUCAAGCACCAUUACAAAGGGGACCAUUAAAGAAUAUCAAUCCAUUUUUGAAUUCUGGUGAUACCUCAAAAGAUUCUCUCCAAUUGUCACAGUCGGAGGACGUUCCAAGAAAUGAUCAUAAAGGGAAUGAACAUUUAAAAAAAGAUGGCGUUACCGGAGAAAGCACGAAUCCUUUCACAACAGAUACGACUUCUAGGAUGAAUCACUCCAACAUAAUACGUUCUAGACCCCCACCACCACCCGUGGACAUGAAGUCAAUAAAGACAUCAAUGAGUAACAAUAUCAUCAAGGAAGACCUAGAGACGAAUAAAGAUUUGGAACUGGACAUCAUUACACGAUCAUCUACCCAUAAUCAACAUAGGCGACAGCGUUCAGAAGCAGAAAAAUUAGUAGAGGAUAUCGAAGUCUAUAUUAACGAACACAAGAGAAAUUCAUCUAGCUCAGUAUCUCUAAGCACAUUUGAAGAUUCGGAUGAUCGAAUAUCUCAGGAUGUGUCGCUAGUAGAUGCCAUAAAAGCUCCUGUUUUAAGAAACGUUAGUGUGGAGAGUUCGCUAAGUUAUGUGAAGCCACUUAUUGUUGAUAUUGAAAAUACCUCAAGUAACACAAACUUGGUACAAUUAAAUCAUCUGGAACAGUUGCCUUCCAAUAUAGAUGAUGGAAAUGAUAGAUUUUCCUUUACCACAUCGGCUAGCGGUAAGUCUACCAAAAGUCUUCAACAGGUUGCUAAAGACGAGUCUGGUGAUUUUAAACCUGCGCAUUUCGAUUUUGUAUAUAAAUCAAACGAGAACCUUGGAAGUGAUGAAAGUUUCGAAAACACCAGAAAACCACUGCGGAUAACUAAUGAAGUUAAUAAUGCUUCUUCGAACGAAGAAGAAGAUAGUCAUCAAGAAAGACAUUUUGGGGACAGAAAAAGUGUUGUUUCAGUGAACGAUGCAAAUGAUGAACAUCCAUUGAUCAAAAACGAUGUCCCAACCCAGGAACCUGAGUUAGCAAACCAUCCCAGGGUAUUUAGGGUGGUUAACGAAGAUCGUCCCAGUUUUUUCUUGAAUGGUGCUAACGAUACGGGCAGUUUAGUCGACCAACACUCUUUUAAUACCACAACAUCUUCUGGAGAGUAUGAUGUUCCAUUGAGCAUUUCUAACCAGUCUGAACUCCUCAUAUCAAAAAGUUCUAAAUCAAGCGUUUUAUCUGCUAUUAAUUCAAAUGAAAAUAUAAAAUCAGCGAAUAGAACCUCUGAGUUGAAUAGCUUAAAUUCCAUCUCAGAAAGUCUGGUCCCAGCAGUUUAUUCCUUUAGCGAACAAGCUGUCCCCACCCAGGUAGCGGUCGAUUUGCAAAAUUCCAUACCGACUGCUCCAAGCGAAAGAUCUGUGAAAGGUUCAACGCUAACUUCCGUCGCAUCGAAUAAAUCUGAAAAGUCUGUGCCUUUGGUUUCCAGUUAUGUGGAGGAAUUGAGACUGAAGUAUUACAAAACAUCUAACUUUUUGCAAGCUCCUCCCAACUUGCCAGUGGCGCUAAAACAAAAGAAUAAUUUGAUUCAACCUAAGAAUAUCAAAGUUAAACUGAGAACAAGUUCCAAACAGAUUGGUAUUAAGCAUGGAAAAGUUAAACAGAAAUUACUGGCGCUGGAAACAAGAAACGAGGACACAAAUGAGAUUGGUGCAGGCUUGAAGAACAACAUUAAUGUCGAUCAUACAAAAGAAUUUCAUAAAUUGUUGGGAAAGGAGAACGAAGCUGGUUCUAUAUUAAAGGAAGGAGAAGCCUAUCUGGGACAACCUGAAGACUAUCUGAAGGACAUACCUGGUGAUGAAGCGUACAACAGCGAUGACAUAAUGGCUCCUCUGAGAGAGAAAAAGGGGCAGAGUAGUUCUACCGAUUCGGUAUCGAGAUCUAACACGGUGGUCAGUUAUUACACAAGAUCUCAGAAUAGAAUGAGAAGUGGCACGCUGGAUAACGAUUACGUGAACAGGCAGAAACUCCCUACCCAUAUCUCUCUACAGGACUAUCGUGACUCUAAUACGAAAAGUGAUAUAACGCGUCAGAACUCCACUUCCACAACGGAAUCUGACGCAAUUGAUCUCAGCUAUUCUCUGGGCCGCGGCUUACGUGUGGCAAACCCAGAUUCUGACCCAGAGUGA
Messenger RNA from Saccharomyces mikatae IFO 1815, 2361 nucleotides. RefSeq lists its product as uncharacterized. NCBI's taxonomy places the organism in Eukaryota, Fungi, Ascomycota, Saccharomycetes, Saccharomycetales, Saccharomycetaceae. Bases 1 to 2361 code for a protein of 786 amino acids. The record is from RefSeq and is a predicted model, not a curated record. The transcript has a single exon.